Messenger RNA from Nylanderia fulva, 822 nucleotides. The record is from RefSeq and is a predicted model, not a curated record. NCBI's taxonomy places the organism in Eukaryota, Metazoa, Arthropoda, Insecta, Hymenoptera, Formicidae.
AUGGACAUGGAUCAAAUAAUCGACGCUCAGCAUGAGCUCUACCUACGCAUACUGCGUAGCGUGGAGAACUUGAAGAAGAUCGGGGCGAGCAAAUUGAACGCCCACACUGUCCAGGCUGCAAUCCGCGUCCUGGACGAUAAAUGGGCCAAAUUCACGGAGCAACAUGAAGAGCUCCGCGCCCACUUCUGGAAGAAGAUCAAGCGGGAGAACACCACCGAGGACCUCCUCAGCAAGGUUGAGACGGCGUAUUAUGGGCAGCGCUCCGAACUCGCCGGACUGGAGGAGCAGUUCACCGAACCUGCGGGGCUCGCCCUCGGCGAGCGGGUCCGAGAGACGGCUCCGUCCCGCCGAACCUUACCGCGGAUCAAUCUACCGCAGUUUAGCGGCAAGUUCGAGGACUGGCCAGCCUACCGAGAUCUGUUCAGCUCCAUGGUCCUAGGAGACGCGUCCUUGACAAAGAUUGAACAGCUGCAUUACCUGAAAACCAGCGUAAAGGGUGAUGCUGAACAGCUGAUUCGCAACCUGCCUUCUACUGAAGAAAACUUGGAGGACGCGUGGGAAUUAUUGACUACGUAUUUCGAAAAUAAACGUUUACUGGUCAGAUCCUACCUGACAGCCUUCACUUCACUGCCGCGAUUGAAGGCCCCGUCAGCCGAUGGACUACGCCGACUAUUCCACGGCGUAUUCACGACAAUCUAUUCGUCCACCUGGUCGUCGAGCUACUGGACGCUGAAACUCGUCGUGAGUGGGAGAGCUCCCUCGGGAGGUCGUCGAAGCCUCCGUCCUACGACAAGCUCCGAGAGUUCCUCCAGGAACAACUGA